Messenger RNA from Sarcophilus harrisii (Tasmanian devil), 1042 nucleotides. It is a transcript of the gene MRPS23, whose product is annotated as mitochondrial ribosomal protein S23. The transcript has 5 exons. Gene Ontology annotation, biological process: translation. Bases 97 to 531 code for a protein of 144 amino acids. The record is from RefSeq and is a predicted model, not a curated record. Lineage: Eukaryota; Metazoa; Chordata; Mammalia; Dasyuromorphia; Dasyuridae. Gene Ontology annotation, cellular component: ribosome; mitochondrion. Gene Ontology annotation, molecular function: structural constituent of ribosome.
CCUGGACCCUCCCUUCUAUUUCCGUUUCCGGUUCUCAGCUUCAGCCUAGUCGCUCGCCUGCUGGGGGCCGCGGGGGCCGUCCCUCCGGGGGUCGCUAUGGCUGGGAGCCGGCUGGAGACCAUCGGCACUCUCUUCACCCGGAUUCGGGACCUGAUGCGAGCUGGGGUGUUGAAGGAGAAGCCCCUGUGGUAUGAUGUAUAUGAGGCCUUUCCACCAUUGAAGGAGCCUGUAUUCCGGAGGCCCCGCCAGCGCUAUGGAAAAGCCAAAGAACUGGUACCUGAGGUCCUAUACCAGGAAGAUCGGAUCAGAGCAAAAUACUAUUCAGUUUAUGGAUCUGGUCCCAAAACUUUUGAUCUUUUCAACCCAAACUUUAAAUCUUCCUGUCAAAGAUUUGUGGAGAAGUAUAUUGAACUACAGAAAAAAGGAGAAACAGAUGAAGAUAAGCUCUUUCUGGAAACAGGAAAGGCUUUAUUGGCAGAAGGUGUUAUUUUACGACGGAAAGGAGAGGGAGCAACUGUCAAAUACUACUAGAAUGAACUCCAAAGGAUGCAUUGAAAUAUUAUUGUUUUGAAUAUUGUUUGAAAGAUGAGAGUCCUCAGCUGAAGCUGGAAUGUAAUAUUAAAUACCAAAGCUUUGAUGUGUUGUCUGCAUAUUCAAGGCAGCUCUUUUAUAAGCCUUAUCUCAUUAAUGUGGGUAAAAAUGUCAAUAUUGUUGGUAAUCUGUCUUUUUAGGAUUUAAGGAAGUCAGAAACCUGAAACAAAAACUUCUUAUCAGAACUGUAGUGGAGGAAAACCGGCAUAGCCCCAUAUGACCAGCCUUUGGAAUUUGCUGAAGAGAAGCUGAAAAAUCUCUUUCUUCACUAUUGAAUUAGACUUUUCUAUGUCAUCAAGGCCUGAUCUCUUUAACAACCAUACACAAUACAUUAAUGUUGAAUAUUUUUUCAUGGCUGAGCUGGGGUAAUACUUCUGAAUGUUUACAUUUGAAUAUUGUAUGUUCAAUUCUCUUUUGGGGUUUUCAUUAAAGUCUAUAAUCCAGCAAAGAA